UCAGUUUGACAGUAAGUAAAUGAUAACUUAUCAAUAUUAUUUUCUCAAAUUUAAUUAAUUAAAGUAUAAUAUUAACAACGAGGAACAAAAUGUGGACAUGUAAUUUUUUAUGUACAAUAUUAUUUUCGAUUGUAUUUCUCUUCCAUUCUAUUCAAGGUGUUGAAAUUCCAGAACAGUUUCAAAAGUCAAACCACACAAAUAACUGGGCAGUUUUGGUAGAUACAUCGCGUUUUUGGUUCAAUUAUCGUCAUGUAGCGAAUGUUCUAUCCAUAUACCGGAGUGUGAAGAGGUUAGGCAUUCCUGACAGUCAGAUCAUCCUGAUGAUAUCCGACGACAUGGCGUGCAACCCCCGCAACCCGCGCCCGGCAACCAUCUUCAACAAUGCACAUGAGCAGAUCAAUGUGUAUGGAGAUGAUGUUGAAGUAGACUACAGAGGAUAUGAAGUGACUGUAGAAAACUUCGUUCGCCUGUUAACAGGGCGUGUACCACCAGACACGCCACGAUCCAAGAGACUGCUCACUGACGAGGGCAGCAACAUCCUCAUCUACCUCACCGGUCAUGGUGGAGAUGGGUUCCUUAAGUUCCAGGACUCAGAAGAGGUCACCAGCCAGGAACUUGCUGAUGCUCUUGAACAGAUGUGGCAGAAGAGAAGAUAUAAUGAGAUAUUCUUUAUAAUAGACACCUGCCAAGCAUCAUCCAUGUAUGAGAAAUUCUACUCUCCAAACAUUCUUGCCACGGCUAGCAGUUUGGUAGGAGAAGAUUCUCUAUCUCAUCAUGUGGACUCAGCUAUCGGCGUGUACAUCAUCGACAGAUACACUUACUACGUGCUGGAGUUCUUAGAGAAUGUGCACCCCAAUAGCAAAAGGAGCAUGUCAGAAUUUCUGGCAGUAUGUCCUAAGAGCGCGUGCCUAUCCACGGUGGGCGUUAGAAGCGACCUGUUCAAGCGAGACCCCAAGAAGGUGCCCAUAACAGACUUCUUCGGGUCCGUGCGACCUGUCGUCAUCACCACAGACCCCAUAGACAUACUCGACAUUCCUAAGCGAAAGAACAAGCCUGAGAACAAAACCAAAGUACCAGAGAAGAGAGCGUACCUGCCACAAUUCCCAGUACAUCUAGUCACAAAGAAAUAAACGGUAUUCAUUGUUUAAUAUAAUAAUUUAGUUAACCGCUAAUUUAAUAAACGACUUUUUUU
This is a messenger RNA of Pectinophora gossypiella (pink bollworm), 1192 nucleotides long. RefSeq names its product putative GPI-anchor transamidase (gene PIG-K). Bases 90 to 1130 code for a protein of 346 amino acids. NCBI's taxonomy places the organism in Eukaryota, Metazoa, Arthropoda, Insecta, Lepidoptera, Gelechiidae. Gene Ontology annotation, biological process: attachment of GPI anchor to protein; protein localization to cell surface; proteolysis. The record is from RefSeq and is a predicted model, not a curated record. Gene Ontology annotation, cellular component: GPI-anchor transamidase complex. Gene Ontology annotation, molecular function: GPI-anchor transamidase activity. The transcript is spliced from 7 exons.